UGUCCUCGUUUCGCUCGGUUCACUCUUGCGAUCACUGUCACUCACUAGCCUUCGCUUUUCUUUGCUCCGUUUCCGGAGUCGCAUUCGCCAUCGACGCCCUUUUUCUUCUCCAACACUUUUUCCGGCAUUGGAUUUCGUUUCCGGCGACAGUCUUCAAGAUAAUAUUGUUACAUAAAAAUGAGUUCAAACAGAGGGCGUGGGAAGCCUUAUAGCUCAGAUACCAACAAUGAGAAGUCACCUAAGGAGAGCAAUGUUUCUGGAAUUUCUACCACUACACUAGACCAUUUGAGUCAGGGUUUAGCGGAUGUUAGCCUGGAAUCUGGACAGGCGGAUGGUGAUUGGGAAGUUUAUGCCAAAAAGUCCAGGAACAAAGCUGGAACCAAUGCAACUAAACAAUGGGGUGCCCAGAAUUUUAGUUCUAAAUCAACAGAGAUAGCUCAAACGGCAGGUUCACGUAAUGGUGGUGGACGAGGAAAGGCGCCUGGUAAGAAUUGGCAACCACAAAACCCUGAUGCAAGGAGAAUGGCUGGACGAGGGAAUGCUUGGCCACAAUCCAGGGCUUCAGAUGCUAAUCAUAUAGCUGCACCAGCAGUAAUCCCCCCUCCUCUGGGGCAUGGUUGGAAUUGGCAAUCUAGGGCAGGUUCCAGUCAAAGUAGCGUAUUGGAAGAUGGCCAACAUAGAGAUGAAUAUAACCCAAACUCAUAUCCGAGUGACGAGAAUGAAGGAGAUGACAAUGUUGAUGAUAAAGACAAUGAUUCUGAUGAUCUGGAGGAUAGUGAUGAUGAUGUCUUAAGUGAUGAUUUUGACUCUGAUGUUAGUCAAGAGAGCCAUGAAACUCGAAAAAAGAGUAGAUGGUUUAAGAAAUUCUUUGAGAUUUUGGAUAGUUUGACUGUCGAUGAGAUUAGUGAACCUGCAAGGCUGUGGCAUUGUCCAGCAUGCCAAGGAGGUCCUGGUGCAAUUGACUGGUACCGUGGCCUGCAACCCUUGAUGGCACAUGCCAGAACGAAAGGAUCUAAAAGGGUGAAGCUGCACAGAGAGCUGGCAGAACUGUUGGACAAGGAGUUGCGGCGUAAGGGAGCAUCUAUCAUUCCUGCUGGUGAACUAUUUGGUAAAUGGAAAGGUCUGAAAGAUGAGGACAAAGACCAUGAGAUUGUGUGGCCUCCUAUGGUUGUUAUUAUGAAUACAAAGCUUGAGAAGGAUGAAAAUGACAAGUGGAUUGGCAUGGGAAAUCAGGAACUUGUUGAAUACUUCAGUCUAUAUCUUCCUGUGAAGGCACGACACUCAUAUGGCCCCCAGGGGCAUCGUGGGAUGAGUGUUUUGAUUUUUGAGCCCUCAGCAAAGGGUUAUUUAGAUGCUGAACGCCUGCACAAGCAUUUCAUUGAGCAAAGAACUGAUAGAGAUGCUUGGAAUCGUGCGGGGAGGAAUUUGUUUUAUCCAGGUGGAAAGCGCCAACUCUAUGGGUUUAUGGCUCUAAAAGAAGACCUCGACGUUUUUAACCAGCACAUGCAAGGCAAAUCUAAGAUGAAAUUUGAGAUGAAAUCAUAUCAAGAGAUGGUCGUAGAUCAGAUAAGGCAAAUGAGUGCGGACAACCAACAGCUUAGCUGGUUGAAGAACAGGGUCGUAAAAGAAAGGAAUAAGGCUAAGGCCUAUGAAGAAUCUCUUGGUAAAGUGUGUGAAAAGCUUCGGAUGACCAAGAAAGAAAAUAGAAUUGUUAGAGAGAGAACCCUAAUGCAACACGAAGAGAAUAAAGAAGAGAUGCAAAUGCAAGAACAAUUUUUCAAAGAACAAAUCAAACUAUUGCAUGAAACGAGGGACGAAAAGGAAGAGAAUUUUGAAAGGUUGCAGCAGGAGGAACGUGAGAAGAUGAAACAAACGAAUGGAGGCCGUUCAAAUACAGAUGAAUAUAGAAGCAGGGUGGAGGAGCUUGCAAAGUUCAUAAAGUUCCAAGAGAAGGAGAUGGCAGAGUUUGUAACAGAGAGGGAGGAGCUGAUAAAAGUUCAUGACGAAAAGAUGGUAGCAAUGAAACAGAGACAUUGGGAGGAAGAAGUUAAGCUGGAGGAAGAGUUCAAUGCAGAACUAACUCGGCUGAUGGAUAAAUAUUCCCCUAGAGUUCUAAAGAUGCAGAAGUGCAGUCGAGUUGAGGGUCGGGUCGAGGCAAUGGUGAAGGUAAGAAAGUGUUUUACAUGGGAUGAUGAUAGUCCUUUGCUUGCAACUAAGAACGGUAUCUACUGAGGAGAGUCACAAUCUGUUUUCCUCUCCUAACUUAUGCUAUUCUCAAACACAGCGGUAUAGGAUAAACCAAAAACGGUUGAAUCUUAGGGUUUUGGUUGAGCUUCUGAACACGUUAUGACUCUGCCUACUGUGGUAUAUAAUGAUAACGUUUUUCCAUUUAAAGAUUAAA
This is a messenger RNA of Benincasa hispida (wax gourd), 2401 nucleotides long. It is a transcript of the gene SGS3, whose product is annotated as XS domain-containing protein / XS zinc finger domain-containing protein-like protein. Lineage: Eukaryota; Viridiplantae; Streptophyta; Magnoliopsida; Cucurbitales; Cucurbitaceae. Gene Ontology annotation, biological process: defense response to virus; regulatory ncRNA-mediated gene silencing. The record is from RefSeq and is a predicted model, not a curated record.